AGCGGUGUGACCAGUUACACUAUAGAUGACAGCUAAAGUGGUCGGGGUCGUCGAGGGGGCGAGAAUCUGUCUAUGCCAGACCCUGCCUCAUCUCGUUCACCAAUUCCCCCUUGCCAGACCAGUUUCCCAUAGGGUCGUGAAUGCUCUGUGCGCGACGGACCUUCGCUCCCCUCAAGGCGAGAUUGUGCGAAACAAGGUCCUUUCUUUAGACCUUGGUGCGAAGGAAACACGGUCCGUGACAGUGUUGUGGCAAAAGAAUUUUUUUUUUUGUACGUGUUCGAUUCGCAGGUGCAGAGAUUAAUUGGUAAUCUAAAAUAAGACAGUUUUAUAUGCCUGAUCGCAAAUCAGUUCGAACACGUACUUUGUAAAAUUCUGGCAUUGCUCAUCACAGCCUCUCUCUCUCUCUCUCUCUCUCUCUCUCUCUCUCUCUCUCUCUCUCUCUCAUACACACACACACACACACUCAGAAACACACAGUCACCGGCUCAUUCAUCAGACGAAGGCACCAAUAUCCUGCUGCACUGGGCACACAGGCCAGGAUCCAGGAGUCGACUAAAACAAAGGACAGAACCUCAAGUUUCAAGUUCUUAUGUGAAAGUCUGGAAUGCUGUUAAUCACUUAGAUAUCUGAAGCAAAUUAUAUCUUUGGAAGGCAGCAAGUGGCUACAAAACUUUGUCACAAAAAAUGCUAACAAAUGGAAAGACCAAGGAAAGGUACAUUUCAAACAACCGUGAAACUAGUGGUGAUGAAGAUUAUACCCGUUUUAAUUUAAUUCUGUUAACAAAUAUUCAGAGCAUCCAGUGAACGUGAUCAAAUUAAUUUUCACAAACAAAAGAGAAAAAUACUUAAACAUUUUAGUAGCAAAAAUGAGUCUAAUAAACAUAACUAGCAAUGAGGACAUCGAGUUUGAGGCUCAACUAUUUGUAGACUACCCACCAAAACUACUGGACUUUGCAUCGUCCUGCUGCAUUCUCUUCAUAAUUCUUGGUGUUCCUGGGAAUCUCAUCACAAUUAUUGCUCUUAUAAAGAGUAAAAAGCUCCGUAAUGCAACAGCCGUAUUUAUAGUAAACCUCACUUUGUCUGAUCUGCUGUUUGGUGUCUUCAACUUACCAUUAGCAGCCUCUUUGUUUGGUCAUCGAGCGUGGGUGCAUACAAGAUUCCUGUGCCUGCUGUUCCCAAUCCUACGCUAUGGACUGCUUGCAGUUUCUGUGUUCACAGUGCUAGCUAUCACCAUUAAUCGCUAUGUUAUGAUUGCUCACCAAAGAAUCUAUGGCAAAAUGUAUACAAAGAUCUCCAUAGCCUUCAUGGUACUUGCAACAUGGAUAGGAGCAUUUGGUGCUCUUGUUCCAACUCUACUGGGUGUCUGGGGAACUUUUGGACUAGAUGCAAGUAUUGGGUCUUGUACUAUCUUACCAGAUGCUGAUGGUAAUUCUCCUAAAGGGUUCUUAUUUGUCUUUGCAUUUGUGUUACCUUGCUUGGCUAUAUGUGUGUGCUAUGCACGAAUUUUCUGUAUUGUUCACAAAGCCUAUGUUAAGACCCACAGUCACCAAAAGAGGCCUAGCAUUGCAAACUCUAACUGUAACAGCAGUAAGCCAUUGCCCACUUCAAAAGACCAACUAUCUUUCCAAGCACUUCAGCGUCCAGAACUUAACAUCCAAGUAGAAAUACCUACAGUCCAUAACUCUCUUCUUAGGGGUACAUUCCAGUCACCAAAAAACAAUAUCUCACAAAAUGCACAAGAAAAAGAUAUGAAAUCUAUUAACCUGGGACACAGGUAUUCACUUAAGUCUUCUGCAAUUCAUCUGUACAGAGAUGCCUCCUUGGGAACCCCUCAGCAUUCAUUAUAUGAAGCAAAUGACAUUUCUAAUUCUCUGACACAGCAGAAAACCUUGACACAAUCAAGAAUAACACAUGAUGAAAGAAGUUUUACUGACACUGAAAUUUCUCUAUCAAGUGAAGCAGUUUCUCCAAUAACAGAUAUCCGUGAGACAAAAGUUAGGGCUGAAAGAAGACUCUCAGAAAAAUCAAGCAAAAACACAAACAACUUACCUUUUCAAGGUACAAUACGCAGGAGGCGUGCAGCAUCUCUGAUUAACAGGCCCCAAACCCUAAGCGCUAAAGACCGUCGUCUCCUCAAAAUGAUUUUGGUGAUCUUUAUUUCCUUUGUGGCUUGUUAUCUGCCCAUAACAUUUAUAAAGAUCCUUGGAAUGGAUGACAAUCCUGUACUGAAUACCUUGGGACUUUUACUCAUAUAUAUGACCACUUGCAUUAACCCAAUUAUCUAUGUAUUAAUGUCAUCUGAGUACCGCCAAGCAUACGUAAGUCUCUUGCGAUGCAGUCGUGAUGCUGAUCCCCACAAUCGUUCUGGAUCUUGAACAGCUGCCUAUUUUAAUUGAAAGGUUAUGUAAGGUCUGUGACAUUAACCUUGUCAUCCUACAUUCUCUCAGCUUUGAGGAAAUUUUUAAACUAAAUGAUUUAUCCUCGAAGACAAGAAAUAGGUACUCAAUAAAAUUUCCAUUCUAUUCUACACACAUGAAAGUGGCUAACAAUACAAAUGAGAUAUAAAUAAAAAAUUUUCAACAAUUAUAAUUAAAGCCUCUUCUUUUCAAAGUGCACAAAGGAAUCCAUUCACACUGCUCUCACAACUUGAUCUAAGGCUGCUUAUAUCAAGAGAUUAUAAAGAUUCUGAAUCUUGUUAAGAUGAGAAUAAGAAGGGAGAGCCAUACUGAAAUUCUCAAUAUAUUGUUUUUUUAGUGCUCAAACAUAUUUGUUUAUAGUUAUAGUGGCAUGCAAACUUGUAAGAUUAACAUUAUCUGCUUUAUAAA
Molecule: messenger RNA, 2825 nt
Organism: Macrobrachium nipponense
Lineage: Eukaryota; Metazoa; Arthropoda; Malacostraca; Decapoda; Palaemonidae
Product: G-protein coupled receptor moody-like
Exons: 4
Coding region: 867-2375 (502 amino acids)
Biological process (GO): G protein-coupled receptor signaling pathway
Cellular component (GO): membrane
Molecular function (GO): G protein-coupled receptor activity
Source: RefSeq, a predicted model, not a curated record